Priapulus caudatus is the source of this 2914-nucleotide messenger RNA. RefSeq names its product guanylate-binding protein 1-like. The coding region runs from base 9 to 2480 and encodes 823 amino acids. The record is from RefSeq and is a predicted model, not a curated record. The transcript has 21 exons. Gene Ontology annotation, molecular function: GTP binding; GTPase activity. Lineage: Eukaryota; Metazoa; Priapulida; Priapulimorpha; Priapulimorphida; Priapulidae.
ACCAAAAAAUGGCACGCUUCUUGAACUUUGUAUCUUUACCAAUACUAAGUUCAAUAUGUGUUUUAUGUUUAUUUCAACUCGACAGCAAUGUCGUAUCAGCUGAUCAGCUUGGAGAAGACGUUGAAAAUCAAGCUGAUAACUAUGGCACAAGAAAUGUUGAAAGGGGGAUACUACCACACGAGUAUGAUGAGCAAUUGAAUCCCUGGCAUGGAUCGGGUUUCCCAGACACAACCACAAUACAGCUUGUAAAGCCUGAUCCUGCUACUCACAAGAGGCUUAUCAUGGUGGAAGAAAACGUCAAGCUUCUACACAGAAUUGUGCAACCAGUUGUCACUAUAGCUGUCGUUGGAAAAUUUCAUUCAGGCAAAUCAUUUCUGAUGAACCAGUUGAUGGGAAAGUCAAAGGGUUUUGGCAUUGGCCCAUUCGUGAGACCUGAAACUAUGGGCAUUUGGAUGUGGGGAAAGCCCAUGAAUAUGCAGCUCCCAUCCGGUUUAGAUGUCUCUGUUGUAUUUCUUGAUACAGAAGGAUUUGCAGCUAAUAAUGUAACAGAAAAUUAUGAUGCCAAGAUAUUUGCAGUGUCAACACUUCUGAGUUCCUAUCUGAUUUAUAACUCUGUGAAGAUUAUAGACCAGUCCGAUAUAGAUUACCUGGAACUUCUCGCAAGGCGAACACAGCUCUUUGCUUUAAGAUCUCAAAUGUCAAAAGCAAAGUGGACUGAUGACUUCAACCAUGACCUCUUAAGCUUUCCACCAUUGAUUUGGGUGGUACAGGACUUUGUUCAGAUGACAGUUGGUGGGGAAACUCCUACAGAAUGGCUUCACAGGUUAAUGAAAACACACACCAGAGAGAACGAUGACUAUGAUAUCAGCCUCCUUAGUAUUUUUAAACAAGUGGAUUGCCAUACAUUGUUUUUGCCGGCUGUAACUAAAGAUCUGCUAACAGACUUGUCAAAGGCCUCAGAGCAAGACUUGACAGUUGAUUACAAGAAUGAGAGAGAUCAUUUGAUUCAGAAGCUAAGAAGUGGAAUUUUACCGAAGGAGAAGAACGAUCAGCCGAUCACUGGUCCAGAGUUAGCAUCUCUGAUGACUAUACUAGUGGAUGCUGCUAAUGAUGGAUCACUAGCACAGGUUCCCAGUAGAUGGAAUGUAUUUCUCGAGCGCCUGGAGGCAACGGCAACGGAGGACUGUCUCAGGUUUUACGAAGCUGAGCUGGCCGCACAGUUAACUAAACGCAACAACGAACCUGUCAAUGCUGCCACACUUAUGAUUUGGCAUGAUGCAGUGAAACUCAAGUCGUUCAAACUGCUGGAUCAGCUUCUACUUGGUUUGGGCAAUGCCAUGGAAGAGGCAGCUGAGACUCUUUCUCGCGACAUUGCCAGCAAAUACCAUUGGAUAAAUGAGAUGAAUGAAAAGAAGAUUAAACUCAAAAUGUCAGAAACCCAUCACAGAAUCGAGCUAGAAGUAGAGAAUAAACUGGGUGAACUCACUUUGCCAGUGAAGACAAGUGAGUUGGAGGCAGUAAUGCUGCAAGUAUUAGCAGAUGCAGAGAGGACAUAUGGUCUCAUCAUUGCUGAUCUGAUCAAUGCUGAGACACUCAUUCAACAUCAGACACAGCUAAAGGGUUCAGUGCAAAGACUGUGUGAUUCUGUGGUGCUAAAAAACUCCAAGGCACUUGAAGGUGUCAUGAAUACUGCUAUUCAAAAAGCUGUUGAGAAAUUCCGGGGUCACAGUAAGAACAGUAAUGAUACACCCCGCAGUCCGGCAAUGAUCCAACAUCUUAUAGAAAAUGCUGUUGCUCACGCUACAAAGGUGUUUGAUGCAGAAUCAGUGAUUGCAAUUGAAGAGCUAUCUUACACGGCUUUUGCUUCUCUGCUGAGGAGCCGGCUAACAGAAGAGGAAAAGUUUCUUCACAAACAAAAUGCAGAACUAGUGAAAAAUCUUGCCCAGUCCCAGGUAAAAACGCUCCUAGCCAGGUUGAGAGAUCAAACAAGUCCUGUACAUAUGCCUCUACCAAAGAACGAGAGCGAACUUACUAGCAAGUUGAAUGUGGAGAUGGAGAGGUGUCAACUGCUGUUUGCUGAAGCACUGGGGGACUUCACUGAGUUGCCGUUAUACGUGGAGCAUGUUCAGCUCUUAAAGAAGGAUAUGCUGGUAUUGGCACAGCUGCGCAAACAAGAGAACGUUGAGGCAUACACGCGUGAAGUUGAGGUGCCACUGCGCAUGGCCAAGCAGGUUAUCCAGAUAUCUGAGGAGAAAUACUCAACGAUAUUUGCGCUCACUCAGUUUAUGAGAAGAAUAUGCUUGCUAAACUUGAACGAGGGCAAACCCAAGGAAUGGCCAGCUGACCUCAAGUAUGACAUCAUAAACCAUUUCAUUGAAACGGACAGCAACUUGCAGAAAAUCAUACAGUCACGCAAGGGUUUCUGGUCAACAAUUGUAGGAUUCUUCCAGUGGCUGCUCUGGUUGGUCGGAGUGCAAUGAAACACUAUUAACAGGUGUCUUCCAAGGGUUGCUAUGGGUGGUCACAUUGCAGGGUCAGUGUUAAUUUUGACAGACAUCUGUCAGAUCUGCAUAUAGCUGGGUGGACGUGCUUUGUGCACACUUGCUUUCGCACGUAUAUGACUAUUGUUAUAUUUGAUUGCUUUACACUGUGAUUAGAAACCGAGGGUUUGUUGUACAUAAUACCUCAGUUAUUGGUGUACGAGAGAGCUUGUACUUGUGUGUAUCUCAAUAAUGGGUAAAUUGAUUUUUUACAUUAUAUACAUAGCAUAAAGUAUGAUGGAGUUAAUUCAAAUAAAAGUUUGCUGUGCAUUAUAGCUAUUCUUUUUCAAUAUAUCACCAGUCAUGAUUUUAUUAUGAGUGGUACACUCAAGUAAUGUUAUAGCAAUAAAAUCAUUCUUAUUGUGUGUGUAUUA